Messenger RNA from Saccharomyces kudriavzevii IFO 1802, 1836 nucleotides. RefSeq names its product Pes4p (gene PES4). The record is from RefSeq and is a predicted model, not a curated record. Gene Ontology annotation, cellular component: cytosol; cytoplasmic stress granule; nucleus. The transcript has a single exon. NCBI's taxonomy places the organism in Eukaryota, Fungi, Ascomycota, Saccharomycetes, Saccharomycetales, Saccharomycetaceae. The coding region runs from base 1 to 1836 and encodes 611 amino acids. Gene Ontology annotation, molecular function: poly(U) RNA binding; mRNA 3'-UTR binding; poly(A) binding.
AUGUACUCUAUCUCAAACAAAAAACCUUCCAUACUAAGUAUGGUUCCCCUGAAUAUUCUGAAGAACCAAGAUCUAACGGUUAAAAAGGAACAAGAAAAGAAGAUAUCUUUCAACCCUGUGGUUACUCCUAUAAGGCCAGAUGACUACCACGAAAAAACAUCCAGAUCUUCAAGUUCGAGCCAUUCCGAUUCACCUGAAUUUUUGAGAAUCAACAACAACAAAUCUAGUCAAAAAAAUGGGAAGUUGAAAGUUUUUGAGAGUAAAAAACUGAUUCCAUUAUUCAUUGGCGAUCUUCAUGAAACAGUUACUGAAGAAACUCUCAAGGGAAUCUUUGGAAAAUUCCCCUCUUUUGUCUCUGCCAAGGUAUGCCUUGACUCCGUUACAAAAAAAUCACUAGGUCAUGGGUAUUUGAAUUUUGAAGAUAAAGAAGAAGCUGAAAGAGCUAUGGAAGAAUUAAAUUACACUGAUGUUAAUGGUAGGGAAAUUAGGAUUAUGCCAUCAUUAAGGAAUACAACAUUUAGGAAAAAUUUCGGUACCAAUGUAUUUUUUUCUAAUUUGCCCUUAAAUAAUCCAUUAUUGACGACAAGAGUAUUCUAUGAUACUUUUUCAAGGUAUGGUAAAAUCUUAUCAUGUAAAUUAGAUUCAAGGAAAGACAUAGGAUUCGUAUAUUUUGAAAACGAAAAAACUGCGAGAAAUGUGAUAAAAAUGUACAAUAAUACUAGUUUUUUCGGCAAGAAAAUUCUAUGUGGAAUACAUUUUGAUAAAGAGGUCAGAAGUGUUCCUAAUUUUGAAACACAAAAAUCACGAUUAGAUGCGGAAACAAUUAUUGAAAAGGAGCAAGCUUUGAAUGCUACACAACUAAAACGGAAUGAUGGUGCAUCUAAGAACAAUCAGUCCUCGUCUCAAAAUUCUAUCUUCAUUAAAAACUUGCCAAUAAUAACCACAAGGGAUGAUGUUUUGAAUUUUUUCAGUGAGGUGGGCCCAAUUAAGUCAAUUUAUUUAUCCAAUGCCACCAAAGUGAAAUAUCUUUGGGCAUUUGUUACAUAUAAGAGUAAUGAAGACUCCGAAAAGGCAAUUAAGCGGUACAAUAAUUUCUACUUUAGAGGUAAAAAGCUAUUAGUAAGCAGAGCACAAGACAAGGAAGAAAGGGCAAAGUUUAUAGAGUCUCAAAAAAUGUCUACACUUUUCCUGGAAAACUUAAGCGCCGUUUGCAAUAAGGAAUUUCUUAAAUAUCUGUGUCAUCAAGAGAAUAUCAGGCCUUUCAAAAUCCAGAUAGAUGGAUAUAAUGAAAGUUCAGCCACCUAUUCUGGACAUAUCAAAUUCAGAAACUUUGAAGAUGCCACGAGGAUAUUCAAUUUUUUGAAUAACCGUUUGGUGGGAGGGAGUAUAGUAAUGACAUCAUGGGAGAGACAAAGUGGUACAUCGAAAAAUUAUGAAGAUUACGGAACUCGCAGUAUACACACCUCAUCUCACCCCCAGAUUACCCCAUAUUACCGCUGUUCACAUACGAACGAUCCAAACUCCUCAAGUAUGAGAAUUUCAUCAUCAAUGAAUAGUAGCACAAGAUCACUAAUUAAAAACAGGAGUUUCAAUAAGAAAGUUUUAGAAACGUUCGAAAAACAAGUAAGAAGAGGAAUAGAUUUCAUGAGAUUUCCAAGCGCUACUAGAGACGAAAAUGUACAUGGAAUAGCUGAGUAUAUUUUUGACACUUAUUGGAAUCGGGAUGUCUUGGUCUUGGAUAAAUUUUUAUCAUUUUUAAAUAGUAGUCCCUACCACGAAGGUGUAUUGCAAAAACAAAUUGAAGAAGCCGCAAACUCUUUAGGAUUCAAAAGAUGA